CACGUGGCAGCGUUAGGAAAUAUGGCGGCUGAGAUUGUGGAGAAGGAGGUAACAGCGGCAGAGAAGGACUCGGGGAAGAGCGAGCCAGUAUGCCGGUUGAAUCUGGAUCUGAAGGAGUUUCUCUCGGACACUAGCGUAGCUGCAGCGUGCAAAGUCCCGUUCCUGACUGGGCAAAGAGUGAAGAAUGUUGCAUGGGUAUUGAUGAAGCUGGGAGAGGCCCUGUGCUAGGUGCGUUUCUCCCUCUCUCUGUUAGGUAUUAACCCACCUGAGAAUAUGUGUCCUCUCUCACAGGACCAAUGGUGUAUGGAACAUGUUUCUGUCCCGUCUCAAAAUCAGAGGAGGUGAAACAAACAGGAGUGGCUGACUCUAAGGUGUUGUCGGAGGAGAGAAGAGAGGAACUGUUUACUGCCAUUGACUCCUCCCCCCGCCUCCUGGGCUGGAAGGUGGAAAUCCUCUCACCCUCUCACAUCUCCAACUGCAUGCUCAGAAGGACGAAGUACAAUUUGAAUGCCCUCUCCCACGACACGGCCAUUGGUCUCAUCAGGAAGGUCCUCGCUGAUGGAGUCAACCUAACUCAGGUCUACGUGGACACAGUGGGUGACCCUGGGAAGUACCAGGCAAAACUGACGGGGCUGUUUCCGCAGCUGUCUGUCACUGUGGCGAAGAAAGCCGAUAGUCUCUACCCCAUAGUCAGUGCAGCUAGCAUCUGUGCCAAGGUUAGGAGAAUC
This is a messenger RNA of Geodia barretti, 728 nucleotides long. The record is from the annotation of a GenBank genome assembly. Lineage: Eukaryota; Metazoa; Porifera; Demospongiae; Tetractinellida; Geodiidae.